UCAGCUUGCACGCACGCCACGGCCAUGAUGAAGAUGACGCACGACGACUACGUCCACCUCUGCCUCAUGGCGCUCGCCUCCGUGGCGACCGGCGGCGGCCAAGCGGAAGCAGCGAAGGGGCAAUGGUUACAGACUCUACCGGCGACAACAGCAGCGGCCUGCGAGCUCCGGUUCCGGUGCUCCGUCUGCGGCAAGGCGUUCCCGUCCCACCAGGCGCUCGGCGGGCACAAGGCCAGCCACAGGAAACGGGCGGCGCUCGUGCUGCCGCUACAAAGCGUGUCGCCGGCGGAGGAGACGGUGGCAUCGUCGACGUCAUCUGGCGUCGGCGGGCACAGGUGCUCCGUGUGCCACCGGAGCUUUGCGACGGGGCAGGCGCUCGGCGGGCACAAGCGGUGCCACUACUGGGACGGGCUGUCGGUGUCGCUGACGGCGUCGGCGUCGGGUUCCGGGUCAUCCGCGAGGGAUUUCGACCUCAACCUGACGCCGGUGACGGAGAAGGCCGCCGCCGGCAUGCGAAGGUGGGGAGAGGAGGAAGAGGUGCAGAGCCCCUUGCCGUUCAAGAAGCGGCGGCUGUCAAGUCCUUCCUUGGAGCUUAAUUUAAUACUCCUUGAUUAAUUGUGCUAUACCUGUCAGUCCCACCGUUUAUUCUUGUUUAUUUCCACUUUUGCUUUUGAGCCUAUUGUUUAUUUCCACUUGAGAGCUCCUGAUUCAUUUGUGACU
Molecule: messenger RNA, 720 nt
Organism: Triticum dicoccoides
Lineage: Eukaryota; Viridiplantae; Streptophyta; Magnoliopsida; Poales; Poaceae
Product: zinc finger protein 36-like
Exons: 1
Coding region: 25-615 (196 amino acids)
Biological process (GO): regulation of DNA-templated transcription
Cellular component (GO): nucleus
Molecular function (GO): DNA-binding transcription factor activity; transcription cis-regulatory region binding
Source: RefSeq, a predicted model, not a curated record